AGAGAUUCGCGGUUUCGCGUGCGGCUGGUUCGCUGUUGCCGCGAUUGCUGCGUUGCGACAGCUGACGCAUUCGCUGGUUGGUUUGCACGUUGGUUUGGUUGACAGCCAUGCCGGAGAAGCUAGCCGGCUACGAGUUCUGGAAGCGGACGCUGAAGAGCCCCCGCUACGUGGUGGCUCCGAUGGUGGACCAGAGCGAGCUGGCCUGGCGACUGUUGGGCCGGCGACACGGCGCCCAGCUGUGCUACACGCCGAUGCUGCACGCCAGCGUGUUCCUCAAGGACCCCAAGUACCGCAGGGACGCCCUGGCGUCGUGCGACGAGGACCAGCCGCUCGUCGUGCAGUUCUGCGCCAACGACCCCGAGGUACUGGUCCAGGCAUCGCGGCUGGUGGUGGGCCACUGCUGCGCGGUGGACCUAAACCUGGGCUGCCCCCAGGCCAUCGCCCGGGCCGGACACUACGGGGCCUUCCUGCAGGACGACUGGGACCUGCUCGCACGCAUUGUGCAGCGAGUGCACACGCAAGUGGACGUCCCCAUCACUUGCAAGGUGCGCGUCUUCCCUGAGGUGGAGAAAACUGUCCGUUACGCCCAGAUGCUCGAGGCAGCGGGAUGCCAGGUGCUGACCGUCCACGGACGGACGCGGGAGCAGAAGGGGCCCCACACGGGACUGGCCAGCUGGGAGCACAUCCGUGCCGUCAAGCGCAGUGUGAAGAUCCCCGUGAUUGCCAACGGCAACAUCCAGUACCUGGAGGAUGCUGAGCGAUGUUUGCGGGAGACUGGGGCUGACGCCGUCAUGUCGGCAGAGGGCCACCUGCACAACCCGUACCUGUUCACGGGGCGCCUGGCCCCAGUGUGGGAGGCUUCCCUGGAGUACCUGCACCUGGUGCGGGACCACCCGUGUCCGGCCUCCUACGUCAGGGGGCACCUCUUCAAGCUCAUGCACCACUGCCUGACCAUGGCGGAGAACGUGGACCUGCGGGAGAAGCUGGCCAAGGCCAGCGCUCUCGAGGCCUUCGAGGAGGUGGCCCUGAGGCUCAGGGACCGGCUGCAGUCAAGGACGUGGGAGCCGGAGCCAGGGUCUGCGCAGGCGAGCCUUCCGUUCCCGCCCUGGAUCUGCCAGCCCUACGUCCGGCCAGACCCCGUGGAGGCUGCCCAGACAAAGCGCGACCUCAGCGCUGAGCACCGCCGGCUCCUGGAUGCCCUCUCUGGUGUGGACUUGGACUUGCGGUCGCUGUCGAGAAAGCAGCUGAAGCGGCUGCGCAGGAACCCCAGCAGGGCCCUGGGCCCCCGGGAGCAGCUGCAGGCAUGCCUGGACCACUGCCCAAACCCUAGGGCUGCCAAGUGCCCGUAUGGUCUGUGCAAGCCCUGCUGCAAGACAAAGGUCAAGGAGCUCCGACGGAACUGCGAGGGUCACGACUUCUUCUUCGAGGCAAGUGCACGGAAGGAGAUACAGAAGCUGAGACGGAGGGAGGAGCCCCAGGCGGCUGCGCCGGUUUCCGAGGACUCGAACGGCGCCGACGAAUCACGGGGCGGGAAAGAUGUGGCUUUUCUGUCUCCCUGAUCCCUUCACGUUGUCCGUCCGUCGCGGAGGUUCUGCCCGGGACUACGGCGAGACGAAUUUUAUCCGACGGCGAAAGUGGAGUCUCGAUCGAACAUUGGGUUUAGGAAAACAGUGCCUGCAACGCACUUGGUCGGACACCCUCUCAGUGGACGAUGGAACUGUUCCUUCGCCGCAUCUUUCUGCCAUUGAGAUGCCCUAUUGUUUGUUUAGAGAUGUAUAAAUUCGACAUUUAAAGCGCUGCUGUUGCUAGCGCUCUUCAUCGUCUGCUCUGUUGGGAAAGGAAUGCAUCUCAAGGACUGCAGCAACCCAGAGUUGUUUGUGCUCGGAACGUCAUCCAUGGUACGCUUUUCGGUUUGAGGCGUUAGAUCUUGAGGUGCCGUUCGGCAUUUAAUUGUUUGACAGAAAUCUUGCUGGCUGGGGGAAUUAUGCUUA
This is a messenger RNA of Ixodes scapularis (black-legged tick), 1991 nucleotides long. RefSeq names its product tRNA-dihydrouridine(16/17) synthase [NAD(P)(+)]-like (gene Dus1). Bases 108 to 1559 code for a protein of 483 amino acids. The record is from RefSeq and is a predicted model, not a curated record. The transcript has 11 exons. Lineage: Eukaryota; Metazoa; Arthropoda; Arachnida; Ixodida; Ixodidae. Gene Ontology annotation, biological process: tRNA processing. Gene Ontology annotation, molecular function: flavin adenine dinucleotide binding; tRNA dihydrouridine synthase activity.